AUGUGUGUAAGUCUAUUAGAAGGUUCUUUGAAAGAACCUGGAAUGUUUUGUUUUGCCAGUGAAUUGCUCAAAGACUUAAGGGAACUGACAGAAGUCAUUGAUCUUUCUAGGUUUAAAAAAUUAAAAUACUUAUGGCUGCAUCAUAACAAGCUCCAUGGAAUAACAUUUCUAACUAGAAACUAUUGUUUGGCAGAACUAUAUCUAAACAACAAUGCAAUAUUUGAUAUAGAAGGUCUGCACUAUUUGCCUUCAUUGCAUAUACUCUUGCUACAUCACAAUGAGUUAACCAACAUUGAUGCAACAGUGAAGGAAUUAAAGGGAAUGCUAAAUCUGAAGACUCUAAGUCUCUACCAAAACCCUUUGUGCCAAUACAACCUGUACCGUUUAUAUAUAAUCUACCACCUUCCAGGAGUAGAGUUGCUUGACCGAAAUCAAGUUACAGAAAAAGAAAGAAGAUCAAUGAUUACAAUUUUUAACCAUAAAAAGGCUCAUAUUGUUCAGUCAAUAGCAUUCGGAGGAAAAGUAGACGCCUCAUGGGAUCCUAGAUCACCAUUUAAGCAAAAACCAGCCCAGAGAGUACCUUCAGACUUCGCAUUUGCAAAUAACGUAGACAAAACUGUGUUUGAUGAUCCAGAAGAUGCUGUUUUUGUAAGGUCCAUGAAGCGAUCGGCAAUGGCGAUUACCUGUCUGAACUGGGACACAGUUCCAACACGAGAGGAAAAAUAUCUUGAAGAGAAUGACAGAGGACCCACACAAAUGCUCACAGUUACACUGAGAUAACAUUUGGGGUUUCUAGAAAUCCUUGUAGUUUUCAGUUAUAUAUUAAACAUUUCUGUGAUGAACACA
Sus scrofa (pig) is the source of this 846-nucleotide messenger RNA. Lineage: Eukaryota; Metazoa; Chordata; Mammalia; Artiodactyla; Suidae. The record is from RefSeq and is a predicted model, not a curated record.